AUUCUCUCCAGCUAUCAUCUUCAGUAUUGCGUGGGUCAUCUUCAAUUCAUCUCUCUCCCAAUCAAAAACAUUUCAAUCUUACCUUCAACCUAUAAAGAAAACAUGGAGCUCGUACCAUACUCCGACCCCAACCCAACCUCCUCCUCCUCCUCCUCCUCCUCACCACCCUGGCAAGACAUGUUCCGAUCAGCCUCCACCCGCAAACCCGAACCCGAACCCGAACCAGUUCCAACCAACAACCCACUUCAACCUAUCAACAAUCCAGAUCAAAACAAAUCUUCUUCAAUCUCCAACGACCCACAGGUACGUCUAGCACUCUACAUAGCCAUGGCUCACGCCGGCUUAGUAUUUGCCACACUUGUACUCUUUGCUCUUUCCAAAUUACUCCAAGAAUAUCUCCGCCCCAUUCUUUGGGCUGUUCUUUGCUCCAUCCCUCUUCGUGGGAUUCAACAAACUCUAGUUUCCUUUUGGUCUGAGCCUUUGAAACAAGGCCUUACAGACACUGUACUAGCAGUACCUGUAUCUGUAUACAGGGUUUUCAUAGAGACCAUUGUUGAGAUAAGAGACGUGUUGUUCAAAAUUGUUCGUAGUAAGAAGAGGAAACAUGAUUCUGUGAAGCGAAAACGAAGUGGGUUUUCGAUAUUGUUGAGGUGGCUGGUGUCUUUUUGGGUUUUUGUUAUGGGUUAUGAACAGUUUGGUGUUGUCGGUGCUGUUGUUCUGUUGGGGUUAGGGUUUAUGUUUAGUUCUAGUCAUGUGAAGUCUACUAUGUCUGCUGGUUUGUCGUUUGGGCGUAGUUCGAAACCGAGUGUUCAUACGGCGUUCUUGACCAAAGGGGUUUUGUAUAGAUUGGAAACGAUUGUUGCGUUCGGGUUGAUUUUUGGUAUGAUUGUGGGUUCGAUAACUGUUACUAUGUUUUUUUCGUAUAAGAUUGGUGUUGAAGGGAAGGAUGUCGUGUAUUCGAUUAAAUCUCAUGUUGAAGAGAAUAAUUACGCUGAGAAGAUUGGAUUAAGGCAAUGGAUGGAUGAGAAUAAUGUCCCGGAUAUGGUUGAUCGCUACACGACACAGUUUUACGAAACGGUAAACCAACAGAUUGAUAGUUUGGCUGUGCAGUAUAACGUGACGGAAAUUGUUCAAGAAAUGAAACAGUUAAUCGCACCACGUGGGUUAAACAUAAACCCGACGAAUUCUUCUGCACCUUCUACCGCGCUAGCAACGCCAAACCCGUAUACUGAGAAGAUACUAAGUUUGAAACGGAUAGUUACUAAUCGUGAAUGGUCAGCGAUUUAUCCCGAAGUUAAUGCUAUGUUAAACGAGGCGCGUAUUAGUAAAGCGGAUAUGAUGGAAAAAGCAAAAGCGGUUGCUUUUCAAGGGAAAGAUAUUAUUCAACGCGUGCUUGCUAGUAGUAAAUCGAUUGUGGGUGGUAGCACUAAGGUUGUUUUCAUAGUUAUUGAAGGAAUAGUUUCUGGUGCAGCGGGAUUUCUGAAUUUUAUCUCGCACUCGAUGGUUUUCAUAUGGGUUUUAUACUCUUUGAUAACAGCGGAUUCUGGUGGGGUUACAGAACAAGUUAUGUAUAUGAUUCCGAUUCCACGAUCCACUAGAAAACGGUGUGUUGAGGUUCUUGAUAAAGCUAUUUCUGGUGUACUUUUGGCUACUGCAGAGAUUGCGUUUUUUCAAGGGUGUCUCACUUGGCUUUUGUUUAGAUUGUUUAACAUUCAUUUUCUGUAUACGUCAACGUUGCUUGCGUUUAUCAACCCUUUACUCCCGAUAUUUCCUUAUUUUUUUUCAACGAUCCCAGCAGCGUUGCAACUUGUGCUGGAAGGGAGAUAUAUAGUUGCCAUUUGUUUGUCGAUUAUUCAUCUUGUGCUUAUAGACUACGGCGCUACUGAAAUUCUAGAAGAUAUACCUGGUCACAGCGCGUAUCUUACCGGGCUUAGCAUCAUCGGUGGAGUGGCAUUGUUCCCAUCUGCUUUGGAGGGAGCGAUAUUGGGGCCAUUGAUAACAACUGUUCUUAUUGCUCUAAAGAAUUUGUAUGUAGAAUAUGUUUUGGAUGAACCAAAAGAAGAGAAACAAGAGUAAGGAUAUAUGGCCUUUUUAUGGUCCAUUUGCAGGAGAAUUCUUUAUAAGUCUUAUGAUUAAUUAUGUAUACUAGCUGGGAGCAAUGUGUCAGCUUUCUAUAUAUAUAUAUGGUGUUCUGGGCCUAUUCUUUGUAAAGGUGAUGGUCCUUGCACUCUUCAUUUUUUUGUUUGUGUAAAAGCUUAUAUUCUUUGAAAGCUUGUAUUGUUUGAAGCAAUAUACUUAUUUAUUAAUAAUUACAUAUAUUCAUACGAAA
Messenger RNA from Helianthus annuus (common sunflower), 2329 nucleotides. RefSeq lists its product as uncharacterized. NCBI's taxonomy places the organism in Eukaryota, Viridiplantae, Streptophyta, Magnoliopsida, Asterales, Asteraceae. The record is from RefSeq and is a predicted model, not a curated record. The transcript has 2 exons. The coding region runs from base 103 to 2076 and encodes 657 amino acids.